Callorhinus ursinus (northern fur seal) is the source of this 2184-nucleotide messenger RNA. The record is from RefSeq and is a predicted model, not a curated record. Lineage: Eukaryota; Metazoa; Chordata; Mammalia; Carnivora; Otariidae.
CUGAACAGCCCUCCAUGUGACUGUAGAGCCAAGAUGUUGAAGACAGCCGGGAGGAGGAGCUGGGAACACUGGGCUGCCUCCUACCAUCUAGGUUGCGGUCCAACAUGUGAGAAACACCAAUACAAAUGAAAAGCCAUCGAAUGUGCCCAAUUGUAAAUAUCAUCCUGGCAGACACUGACCUAGGAGGUAGAGUCCUGGAGAAGUGUUUAUUUCUGCUGUAAAAAAGGAGCCAAGGGAGAAGCCAAGACAGAGAAUAGUGGCACAAUAAUGAAGCAUGAAUUAUCCAGAUGAAAGCACCUAUGGAAAUAAAGUAAGAAGAUGAUGCCACUGCAUUUCUGAAAUCCUCUUCAGAUGUUAGAUCAUUGCAGUGCCAUUUUUCUGUGGGUGUUAUAUUCCAUCGGUGUACCAUCAUUCGAGUCAGCAGCACAACCACUGAAUGAGCGCCUGCAGUGGAAGAGUCUAAAUGGAACUGGAGAAGACUUGGGCUGACAUUAUCUCUACGGUAGAAUUCAACCACACGGGAGAAUUACUAGCGACAGGGGACAAGGGGGGUCGGGUUGUAAUUUUUCAACGAGAGCAGGAGAGUAAAAAUCAGGUUCAUCGUAGGGGUGAAUACAAUGUUUACAGCACAUUCCAGAGCCAUGAACCUGAGUUCGAUUACCUGAAGAGUUUAGAAAUAGAAGAAAAAAUCAAUAAAAUAAGAUGGCUCCCUCAGCAGAAUGCAGCCUACUUCCUUCUGUCUACUAAUGAUAAAACUGUGAAGCUGUGGAAAGUCAGCGAGCGUGAUAAGAGGCCGGAAGGUUACAAUCUGAAAGAUGAGGAGGGCCGGCUCCGGGAUCCUGCCACCAUCACGACCUUGAGGGUGCCUGUCCUGAGACCCAUGGACCUGAUGGUGGAGGCCACCCCGCGAAGAGUGUUUGCCAAUGCACACACAUAUCACAUCAACUCUAUAUCAGUCAACAGCGACUAUGAGACCUACAUGUCAGCUGAUGACCUGAGGAUUAACCUCUGGAACUUUGAAAUAACCAAUCAAAGUUUUAAUAUCGUCGACAUUAAGCCGGCCAACAUGGAGGAGCUCACAGAGGUGAUCACAGCGGCCGAGUUCCACCCGCAUCACUGCAACAGCUUCGUGUACAGCAGCAGCAAAGGGACUAUCCGGCUGUGCGACAUGAGGGCAUCGGCCUUGUGUGACAGGCACAGCAAAUUUUUUGAAGAGCCUGAAGAUCCAAGCAACAGGUCGUUUUUCUCUGAAAUUAUCUCUUCGAUUUCGGAUGUGAAGUUCAGCCACAGUGGGAGGUAUAUCAUGACCAGAGACUAUCUGACCGUUAAAGUUUGGGAUCUCAACAUGGAAAACCGCCCCAUUGAGACUUACCAGGUACAUGACUACCUCCGCAGCAAGUUGUGCUCCCUCUACGAAAAUGACUGCAUUUUUGAUAAAUUUGAGUGUGUGUGGAAUGGGUCGGACAGCGUCAUCAUGACAGGCUCCUACAACAACUUCUUCAGGAUGUUCGACAGAAACACCAAGCGUGACGUCACCCUGGAGGCCUCGAGGGAAAACAGCAAACCCCGGGCUAUCCUAAAACCGCGGAAAGUGUGCGUAGGGGGCAAGCGGAGAAAAGACGAGAUCAGUGUCGACAGUCUGGACUUUAGCAAAAAGAUCUUGCAUACGGCUUGGCACCCCUCAGAAAAUAUUAUAGCGGUGGCGGCUACAAAUAACCUAUAUAUAUUCCAGGACAAGGUUAACUAGGAGGACAAGUUAUUACUUAAUAAUCUCACAUACUGAAUACUAGUCUGACAUGUUUUUAAAUGUUUCUUUGGGUCUUCAUUUGAUGCAUUGACAUUAAUUUCCCUACGCAGAAAACAAUUGGAAUAGAAUUAAAAGGAGUCCAACUUUCCCAGAUCCCCAGUUCUAAGAAACUUUUGUCAAACCCAAUAGGUUCUGAGACAUUUCUGUUUAGAAUUGAGAGCUGCCAGCUAACACUAAUUCUCCAUAGUUGACUUGAAUUUCUGAUGCUUUUCUUGCCCGGUUUUCUCUGGUGGGUCCAGUGUUUUGUUGCUAGGUGUCUGCUGAGAUAAAAUGAGGUUGUCUGUAGUAUUUAAAGAGAAAAGAGAUAAGUUUUUUUUUUAAUUAAGCAAUUCCAUUUGAUUGAAAAAAAUCAAAAAAAUAAACACCGUUUACUCUUA